AUGGGAGUUUUGAGAAGUGAGUUUAUGUCUCACGGCACUCUUGUGCUACCUCACGAGUGGGCGAGAGAUUAUGUAGAUUUACUCGGUCAUAAGACUCAAAUUAUGUUUGAGGAUAUGAACUCUUCUGUUAUGCAGAGGCCUUAUCGCCGCUAUAUUCAGCGCAUUGAGGAGAUGGAGCGUAUGGUUCGUUUCCUGAGCAAGGAGGUUGAGAACAUGCCCAAUGUCGAGGUCAGCAAGAACCGUAUCGAUGACUUCUUGGACCACGACGAUGAGUUCACCCUUGAUUCGCUUGAGGCCGAGGUCAAGAGAGUCUAUGAGAGGUUCUGCCGUUUCCACAGUAACAAUGAGGAGAUGACCGAUGAGCUUGAGGCCGCUGUUGAAGAGCUCAAUGUUGUUAAGGACAGCAUUUCAACUGGGUUCCUCGCUGCAGGAGAGGGCCUGAGUCAACCUCUCCUUGAGGGCGAGCCCACUGGCCAAGGUUCUCGCCGUAGAGAAGAUCACAUGCAGUUCUCUAACAUUGCUGGUGUUGUGAAGAUGGAGGAUCAGGAGAGCUUUGCCAGAACGGUGUUCCGUGCUACUCGUGGUAACACCUUCACUCAGUUCGUGGAGAUCCCUGAUACUCGCAAGAGCGUCUUCGUCAUCUACUUCCAGAGCACUACUGCGGCUUCGGCUAUGUCGGCUAAGGUUCACCGUAUUUGCAGUGCUGUUGGUGUCCACAUCUAUCAGUGGCCUUCAUGUAAGGAUGAGGCUAUGCAGAGGAUCGCUGAUCUCGAGACUGUCAUUGCUGAUAAGCGUCGUGCUCUCGCUGGUUUCUCCAAGUACACCCUUGACGAGGCACGCAGUCUGUUGGAGCCUAUCCGUAUGGGAGGCAACUCUCGUAUUGAGGAGUGGAGGCUAUUCUGCAUCGAGGAAAGGAGUAUCUAUGCUACUCUCAACCUGUUUGAGGGGUCUGUCUCGAUGAGAUGUGAUUGCUGGUAUCCGACCAAGGAUAAGGAUUCUAUUCGUGAAGUGCUUGCAAGCUCCGGUUUGGCUGCUUCGGCUAUGCUUAUUGAUGAUGAACAUGAUCCUAAGACGGCAGCUCCUACCUAUACGAGAAAGAACGAGUUCACUGCUGCUUUCCAAUCUCUUAUUGAUACCUACGGUACUCCUCGUUAUCAGGAGUUCAACGCUGGUGUUGUGAGUAUCAUCACUUUCCCCUUCAUGUUCGGUUUAAUGUAUGGUGAUGUUGGUCAUGGUACUUUGCUCACCUGCUUUGCUCUCUGGGCUGUGAAGAAUGCUAAGAAGUGGAAGUACAGUGAUGAUGAGAUGGUCCAGGGCUUGGUGUACUCACGAUACCUCAUUCUCUUCAUGGGCCUCUUUGCCAUCUAUGCUGGUUGCUUGUAUAACGAUCUCCUCGGUGUUGGUAUUCACUGGUUCGGUACUUCCCGUUACGAGGAUCCCGCUGAAUACGGUCAUGCUUCGUUGUUUGAAAUGAAGCCCAAGGCUUGGUUCGACACCCUCAACACUGGCGAGGGUAGCGGUCCUUAUCCCUUUGGUAUUGAUCCCGCAUGGCAUAACUCCACCAACGAGCUUCUGUUCAUGAACUCCCUGAAGAUGAAGUUAUCUGUGUUGUUCGGUGUCAUCCAAAUGAUAUUUGGUGUUUGCAUCAAGUUCAGCAACGAUACGUACUACCGUGAUGCUCUGGACUGGAUCACCGUGUGCAUCCCCCAGAUGGCCUUCAUGAUCUGCUUCUUUGGUUACAUGGACUGGAUGAUCAUGUAUAAGUGGGUUACCCCUGUUACUCAGGACCCUACCCUCAACGGUGCCCCCUCUCUGAUUAACACCUUGAUCUCGUUCGGUCUCGGCCAAGCUGAUAAGCAGCCCUUGUACGCCGGUCAGUUCACCAUCCAGAAAUGGUUCAUGAUAAUCAUUCUCCUUUCAUUGCCUCUGAUGCUGCUACCCAAGCCGAUCAUCAUCUCCAUUGAGAGAUCGUACAAGGCUAAGAAGGCCGCCCGUCAGGCCGCUAUUGCUCAGCAAGAUGUCGAGGCUCAGUCUCUCCUCCCUAAGGAUGAUAAGGAGGCUGAGGAGCCUACGGAGCCUGGUAUGGAUGAGGUCUGGAUCUACCAGAUGAUCGAGACCAUCGAAUACGUUCUUGGUUGCGUAUCCCAUACUGCGUCAUACCUCCGUAUUUGGGCUCUUUCCUUGGCACAUCAGCAGCUUUCCGUGGUGUUCUUCCAGAUGAUCAUGCAGGGUUCUCUCGAGUCCACUGGUGCCCUCAGCCCUAUCUUCAUCUACUGCGCUUUCGCCGUUCUUUUUGGUAUCACCUUGGGUGUCCUUAUGUUCAUGGAUGUCUUGGAGUGUACUCUUCAUACCUUGCGUCUGCAUUGGGUGGAGUUCAUGUCCAAGUUCUACAUGGGUGAUGGUUAUCCCUUCGUGCCUUAUCGCCACUUUGACAUCAUCAAGGACGAGCUUCAGGGUUAG
Perkinsus marinus ATCC 50983 is the source of this 2460-nucleotide messenger RNA. RefSeq names its product vacuolar proton translocating ATPase 116 kDa subunit A isoform, putative. Gene Ontology annotation, biological process: vacuolar acidification; proton transmembrane transport. Gene Ontology annotation, molecular function: ATPase binding; proton-transporting ATPase activity, rotational mechanism. NCBI's taxonomy places the organism in Eukaryota, Perkinsozoa, Perkinsida, Perkinsidae. Bases 1 to 2460 code for a protein of 819 amino acids. The record is from RefSeq and is a predicted model, not a curated record. The transcript is spliced from 2 exons. Gene Ontology annotation, cellular component: vacuolar proton-transporting V-type ATPase complex; vacuolar proton-transporting V-type ATPase, V0 domain.